Ilyonectria robusta is the source of this 219-nucleotide messenger RNA. RefSeq lists its product as uncharacterized. NCBI's taxonomy places the organism in Eukaryota, Fungi, Ascomycota, Sordariomycetes, Hypocreales, Nectriaceae. The annotation marks the transcript as partial. The transcript has a single exon. The record is from RefSeq and is a predicted model, not a curated record.
CUGAAUCGGCAGAUUGAUGAUCUAAAUAAAGACACCGGCAAUGGCUGGCGCUCUGCUGCUCAGCGUACGGCACAGCAGCUGCACACUUGUAGUGCCGCUGUGGAGCCCAGUCAAGCUCGCACUCCUGCUCUAGCUCCCCGUGGUAAAGCUGGUGAAAUGACUCUCGAGGAGCGAAAAGUUGCGGUGUUGGAGGCCAUCACCGAGGCUGCUCGGCUCUGG